AUGAAAACCUCCCUCAGUGAACGGCCAGAAAUCAACUGCACUUCAAACAAUAACAUUGUUAUCAAUGUGUUUAACCACCUUGAGGAGCCAUUUCUUUUCACCUGGAAUGGGAUUCAACAGAGGAAGAAUUCUUGGCAAGAAGGAACUCUGGGCACGACUUGUCCUAUCCAGCCCGGUAAAAAUUUUACAUACCAUUUCCAGGUGAAAGAUCAGAUUGGUAGCUAUUUUUACUACCCCAGCACCUCGAUACACCGUGGUGCAGGUGGCUAUGGAAUGCUCAAGGUCCAUAGUCGGGAUCUUAUCCCCGUGCCAUUUGAUAGGCCAGAGGCUGAAUAUGCUGUUUUGGCCGGUGAUUGGUACAGAAAGGACCAAGCUACCUUAAAGAGGUUGUUAGACAGUGGACGGACUCUUGGUACGCCUGAUGGUGUUAUCAUCAAUGGUAAACAAGGCAAAGGAGAUGGUACAGAUGAACCUAUGUUCACCAUGAUCCCUGGAAAGACUUACAGAUAUAGAGUCUGUAAUGUGGGGAUGAAAAACUCCAUCAAUGUCAGAAUCCAAGGCCACACAUUGAAACUGGUAGAGAUUGAGGGAUCCCACACUGUUCAGAAUGUGUAUGAUUCCCUUGAUGUGCAUUUGGGGCAGUGUUUCUCAUUCCUGGUGACUGCUAAUCAAGAACCAAAGGACUAUUAUUUUGUGGUUUCCACACGGUUCACCAAAACCGUCCUCAGCACCACUGCCACCAUCCGAUACAAAGGUGGAAAGGGCCCGGCUUCGUCAGCAUUGCCUGAGGCACCGGUCGGGUGGGCCUGGUCCCUCAAUCAGUUCCGUUCCUUCCGCUGGAACCUGACAGCCAGUGCAGCCAGGCCUAAUCCUCAGGGCUCCUACCACUAUGGCCAGAUCAACAUUACGCGCACAAUCAAGUUGGUGAAUUCAGUUGGCACUGCUGAUGGAAAGCUCCGGUAUGCUGUCAAUGGUGUAUCGCACAAAGAUCCGGAAACUCCACUGAAGCUGGCUGAAUACUUUGGGGUUGCAGACAAAGUGUUCAAAUAUGACAUUAUUGAGGAUGAACCACCUGCAAAAACAAGUGAUAAGAUAACAGUUUCACCCAUUGUGCUCAACGCCACUUUCCGCAACUUUGUUGAGAUCAUAUUCGAGAAUCAUGAGAAGAGUGUCCAAUCAUGGCAUUUGGCUGGAUAUUCCUUCUUCGCUGUAGCGAUUGAACCAGGAAGAUGGACACCAGAUAAGAGGAGGAAUUACAAUCUUUUGGAUGCAAUAAGUAGGAACACAAUCCAAGUAUAUCCCAAGAGCUGGGCAGCCAUUAUGACUACACUGGACAAUGCUGGAAUGUGGAGCUUAAGAGCACUGACUCUCGAGAGGCAGUAUCUGGGACAGCAGCUAUAUAUCAGCGUACUCUCACCGGAGCACUCUCUACGCGAUGAAUACAACAUUCCUGACAAUACUCCGCUGUGUGGAAUUGUCAAGGGUUUGCCUAUGCCAAAACCCUACAGCGCGUGA
Messenger RNA from Fraxinus pennsylvanica, 1515 nucleotides. Lineage: Eukaryota; Viridiplantae; Streptophyta; Magnoliopsida; Lamiales; Oleaceae. The record is from the annotation of a GenBank genome assembly.